AUGCAACAACAACAAAUUCAUUCUCAAUCCCUCAUGAAUAUUAAUAAUAAUCAAUCAAUUCUUCCAAUUGAUACAUUAGCAAUUAUUCUUGACUUUCUUUCUACAUCAAAAACAACAUUAUAUUCAUGUUUAUUAGUGAAUAGGUUAUGGUGUAGAUUAGUUAUCCCACAUCUUUGGUCAGAUCCAUUUUCGUUAUCAAUAUGUGAUUAUGCAUCAUCUUCCAUAGAAAAGAAUUCAAUGUUGAUCAUUGAAACUUAUAUUAAUUGUUUGAACAAAGAUGAAAAGCAACGAUUUGUGGAAGAAGGAAUUAUUAUUAAUUAUAAUAAUAAUGAGAAGAAACCAUUAUUCGAUUACCCAAGAUAUUUGAAAUAUUUUGACUCAAAUUUAAUAUUCAAACAAACAAUUGGAAUUAAAACUUUAUGUUAUAGAAAUAUUAAUGAAAUAAAUCUUAAAUCAAUGGAUAUUUCUAAUUUCACUAAUACAUCCAAAGCAUUAUUUAAAUUAGAGAAUUUAGAUAUAGUUUAUUAUCCAAGCAAUAAAUAUAUUACUUAUAAUCAUAAUAAAAAAUCAUCACAAUUUCUGUACACAAUUUCACUUUCACUCUCACCUUCAUCGUCAUCUCCUAUAGUUGUUGAAAGAAUAUUUUCAUUUAUAAAAUCACAACGACAUCUUCAAUAUUUAAGUAUCAAUGAAUUCUUUCCUAUUAAUUAUUAUAAAGAAUUCUGUGAUGUAUUAAAUUCUCAAGCAAAUUCAUUAAAAUAUGUUAAAUUAUCUGAAUUCAAUUUUUUUCCUUAUGAAUUAGAAAGCAUAUUAAUUAAUAGUUGUAAUUUAAUUGGAUUAGAAAUUUGUGAACAUUUAGUUCUAAGGUUAAAUACCAAUAAUAUUGAUUCAAAUAUUGAAAUAAUAGAUAAUAUUAGAGAUAUAUUGGAUUCAUUACCAUCAAGUGUAAAUCAUAUUGGAUUAGAAAUGAAUUUUGGAUCAAUAAGAGAUUUAUGUGUUAUAUUAAAUGGUUGUAGGAGUGAAAUGUAG
Molecule: messenger RNA, 1029 nt
Organism: Diversispora eburnea
Lineage: Eukaryota; Fungi; Glomeromycota; Glomeromycetes; Diversisporales; Diversisporaceae
Source: the annotation of a GenBank genome assembly